GUCAGCUGACGUCGAGGCUGGCAGCGCUUUGUCUACCGUGGAUUGUCCACUGAUUUGCAAUAGGCCUUUUUCCCUGAUUUUCGGAGCCUUUAGCUUCGCAUCCGAUGUUGAGAAGGUACCCGACACUCUUAUGAAGCCGUGAGUGACGUGCAUAAUGGAAAACAACACGAAAAUCGGAUUCCCCCACCCGGAUCUCGCGGGAACUCCCAGAGUCGCUCCGGCCGUCUUCGACUGGGACAUGACGCGCUACGCUGGAGUCGCCGCCGGAUGCGUGUGCGCUCUUUUCGUUGUCGCGUUUCUGUACUCGUGCGUUAUUUACCGAAGGCGUCGACGAAAAGCUAAAGUGAGGAGACACGUCAACAUGAUGCAGGCCGGUGACGCUGCACUCCACACGCCAAUAGGACCCGCUUGGACGACGGAUUUGGCAUCUCAAGUUUCGCAUAGCGCGAAUGGGGCUCAACAGAUAUUCCCCCAACUUGUCUCGUCCCGUCCUCGACAACCAUCGGUGGAUGGUGCCUUCGCGAGUUCGGGGAUAACUCUGAAAGCUGAAGUUCUGGAUUCCUCAUACUACAACGGUACCAUCAAGAAGAAGACGAGGAUGAACAAAGACUUGGCUCAGGCUAUCGCAGCCUUCGGGCUCCCUCGUGGAGGGUUUGGAUCGCUCCGGAAAUCGAAUCGCGACGACGAAGACCGUUUGGGACUCCCCGACAACAUGGAAGUUGUCUAUCAAGAGAGAACAGCCGUGUGAUUUACGUCUCAUCCGCAUAAUCCAAUGCUUGUGACAUUUUCUUCUAUUCCCUCCCCAGCAGUUCCGUCGGAUGUCUCCGGCCGCUUCUGGAAAUAUUCUGAAGCUCGGACACACUCCUCAUUUAGAGCUCGGAGAUGGGUGCCUAUUGUUUUAGUGAGUUCUUGUAUUUUGAUCACUCAUCAUGGAUAUAGGAAACCCAGAAGGGUCUGAUCAGGAGACCAUGCAACAGCUUUGCAUGCUCCUUAGGAUAUGACAAUUGGGUCGACGAUAAUUUAGAACGCCCUCGAGCUUAGGCCGUGGGGUAUUAUGCAAGAACCGUCACCAGUGACGUUCGAGCGUCGAAUGUUAUGGAGAGAGAUAUCCGUAUCGAAUGGAUACAAUGUUGAGUGUGAACAAAGACAAAGCGCCGGUUCCCUCGGCAUUCCUUAAAUAAUUCCUGUUUCCACGAAAAUAUACAGUUUUUGUUGAAGUUGUUCGGAUCUUGCGAACUGCAGCUCCCUCGACCAUGUAAAUAAAUGUUUUUGAGGAGUCGAUCUUAAAGUAA
Molecule: messenger RNA, 1292 nt
Organism: Galendromus occidentalis (western predatory mite)
Lineage: Eukaryota; Metazoa; Arthropoda; Arachnida; Mesostigmata; Phytoseiidae
Exons: 4
Coding region: 155-748 (197 amino acids)
Source: RefSeq, a predicted model, not a curated record